AUGCCACCACGAGGUAUCAGGAGUCCUGGUGGAGGACGCGAAGUUUUAGAAUCUUCGCAAAUCGAUGUGGAGAAUCUAGUUAUUGAGACGCCAACCGCGUCAUCACUGCUGCGAGCUCAAGAUAAAGAGUGCCAAGAUAGUGAUGGGGAAGACCGCUCUGUCACCGAUGAAGCAGAUGGAAAUUAUCAAGAAAAUAUUGUUUCCAGCAAGCCACUCAUUGUACUUAAAACUUCGCGAGUCCUCCGUUCGAAUGCGGUCAAACAUGAGCCAAUGCAACCAGGUUCGCCGACAUCGAGUCAAACUGAGACUCCAAACUUGGCGAAACGGGGUCGCGAGAAACACGAUGAUGUGGCCACACGUCCUGAAAAACGCGUCAAGAAACCUGCGGUCGAUGCCAAAAUUAAAAAGUAUGAGAAGGCCUUUGAUGAGUGGCUGGAAGACUACAAAUCGAAAACUCAAGGCCUUGAAACCUUCAAAACUAAGAACCAGGAGUUAUGCAUGGAGAAUAAUACUCUUAAGAAAGGACUUAAGAAGGCACAACAAGACCAGAAACGAAUGGAAGCGCUGCAUAGCUCGGAGAUCUCCCUAUUACAAAGCGAGUGUAGUAAACUGAGAAAAAAGCUAGAAGCUGCCAUUGAUGCUUCGAAACAGGACAAUCUCAAGUAUACCAAAGUUUCGGAUUCUGACAUCACUGCAGAAUGGGGGAAAUUAUCCUUUAACAUCCGCGACCUAGUCUCCCAGUGCUUAACCAAGCAUCCCGCCAAUGAGAAUGACGAAAUCGAGACCUUGAUGAAACGGAUGAAAAGGUUCUUGCCUCUAUCCUAUUGCAAUGUUGCAAGCUUACGAGCUGCUGUGCUUCGGCGAAUGAUAUGGUAUAUAAUCAAGUCCGCUGUAUUCUCGGGGAUGCGGCCCAUCUGGUACGGAGCGGCCGGGCAGAUGUUGACACAGGUCGUGUAUAUGGCAAGUCAAGGAUAUAUCAACAAGUCCCAUUGCCUCAAGAUGGCCAGUCAAAUGAAACAGAGAGCAGUCGCUAGUCUCAAUGAAGACCCCCAGCUCCAUGAAAAAGCUGAAGGAGCUAUCUAUUUAUUGCUCGAAGCUACCAAAGCUACAGUUUCGAAGUUUAUUCCUGAUCCGAUGAUGGCGCUCUUUGAAGUCAAGAUGAAGAAAAUCAUUAUGGACGCGAUUGAUCUCCACGCCAUGAUGAUGAAUUCAAAGGCUAUUUUCUUGCAGCGGUGGCUUGGAGAUGAUAACAACAGGAGCUUCACUAUCUAUAACCGAGAAAUGAUGGAAUCUAUGCAAAGCGAUGUAGACACCUACACAUCUCGCUAUGUUGUAGAGUUUGUCGAAGCGCCAGGCUUAGUAAAAUAUGGUAAUGCCGAUGGUGAGGAUUUUGAGUUUAAUAUGAUCCUUUGCAAGUCUUCCGUUAUAAUUAGAGAAAAUGGAGCUAGAUCUACUUUGGAGGAUAAGACUGUACACAGGGCGGCAUGCGAUGACAAGGAUUUUGGCAAAGCCACAGCUGGAUCGAAAUCCGAAUUGGAACAAUAACUGGGACUCUUCUAUAUCUUUUAGACA
This is a messenger RNA of Trichoderma asperellum CBS 433.97, 1572 nucleotides long. RefSeq lists its product as uncharacterized. Lineage: Eukaryota; Fungi; Ascomycota; Sordariomycetes; Hypocreales; Hypocreaceae. The record is from RefSeq and is a predicted model, not a curated record.